Molecule: messenger RNA, 7005 nt
Organism: Polyodon spathula (Mississippi paddlefish)
Lineage: Eukaryota; Metazoa; Chordata; Actinopteri; Acipenseriformes; Polyodontidae
Product: kinesin-like protein KIF21B
Exons: 36
Coding region: 334-5265 (1643 amino acids)
Biological process (GO): microtubule-based movement; mitotic spindle organization
Molecular function (GO): microtubule binding; ATP binding; microtubule motor activity
Source: RefSeq, a predicted model, not a curated record
GAGUGCGUAGCCGGAACGAUGAUUGCAGUUGCAUGUAUGCAGUUCUCUUUUUAACAAUAGAUGCUGCUGAUACAUAACAAACGGAUGUAGCGGAAAAAAAAUGAAACACGGUUUCAAAUUGCUAGCUACCAGGCAGCCAACAGCAACCCCAGCAUGCUAUUCUACCCAGUCUCAGAGAGUGUCAUAUUUAUGAAGUAUGCUGUCUAUUUAACGUUAUUCGGCUCUGCCAAGGCGAUAUCUGUUUUAAAUCUGAGCGGUCGAGUUUUUUAAUGAAGCAUUAGGACUUUACUCGUGGUAAUCAUUUUAAAUUAAAAGGGCUUGCAGUGAGAAGGAAUGGCGACUAAUCAAAAUGACUGCUGUGUCAAGGUAUCUUUGAGGAUCCGGCCUCAGAUGGCCAAGGAGAAGAUCGAAGGCUGUCACAUCUGUACGCUGGUAACCCCAGGGGAGCCCCAGGUGCUGCUGGGAAAGGACAAGGCUUUCACCUACGACUUUGUGUUUGACCGGGACUCCCAGCAGCAUGAGAUCUACAGUGCCUGUGUGGAGAAGCUCAUUGAGGGCUGCUUGGAGGGCUACAACGCCACCGUGUUCGCUUACGGGCAGACCGGGUCUGGGAAGACGUACACAAUGGGGACGGGCUUUGACAUGAACAUCAGCGCAGAGGAGCAGGGCAUCAUCCCGCGGGCCAUCAAGCACCUGUUCCAGGGGAUCGAGCACCGCAAGAGGGAGGCGCAGCAGCGUGGGGAGCAGGCACCCGAGUUCAAAGUCAGCGCGCAAUUCUUAGAGCUCUACAAUGAGGAGAUCCUGGACCUGUUUGACAGUGCGCGGGACCCAGAUGCCCGUCACAGGAAGUCCAACAUUAAAAUCCAUGAGGACAGCAGCGGAGGAAUCUACACCAGCGGGGUGACGUCACGCCUGGUUCAGUCUGAGGACGAGCUGAUUCAGUGUCUGAAGCUAGGUGCUCUGUCCCGCACCACGGCCAGCACGCAGAUGAACGCUCAGAGCUCCCGCUCGCAUGCCAUCUUCACAAUCCAGCUGUGCCAGAUGAGAGUCUGCAAACGGCCGGAGCUGGCCGAUGGUGAGAUGAAUGGCGUUCCGAACGGCCCGCUCUCCCAGCCCGUGAGUGAAUACGAGACUCUCACCGCAAAGUUUCACUUCGUGGACCUGGCGGGAUCGGAGCGCUUAAAAAGAACCGGGGCUACAGGAGAGCGGGCCAAGGAGGGCAUCUCCAUCAACUGCGGGCUGCUUGCCCUGGGGAAUGUCAUCAGUGCGCUGGGGGAUCAGAGUAAGAAGAGCUGCCACGUGCCUUACAGGGACUCCAAACUGACGAGACUUUUGCAGGACUCGCUGGGCGGCAACAGUCGGACGGUGAUGAUCGCGUGUGUGAGCCCGUCGGACCGGGACUUCAUGGAGACCCUGAAUGCGCUGAAUUAUGCCAACCGUGCGCGCAACAUCAAGAACAAGGUGGUAGUGAACCAGGACAAGACGAGCCAGCAGAUCAGUGCUCUGCGGGCCGAGAUCGCACGGCUACAGAUGGAGCUCAUGGAGUACAAGGCGGGGAAGCGUGUGGUUGGGGAGGAUGGUUCAGAGGGUUUUAGCGACCUGUUCCAAGAGAACUCGAUGCUGCAGAAGGAAUGCGACACCCUGAGGAUGAGGGUCAAGGCCAUGCAGGAGACCAUCGACGCACUCAACAACCGCAUCACACAGCUGCUGUCCAACGAGAUCUGUCAGGUCCUAGCCAAAGCCGGCGAUGGCAAUGAAGAAAUAGGUGCGUUAAUCCAGAACUACAUCAGAGAAAUCGAGGAGCUCAGGAGCAAACUGCUGGAGAGUGAGGCGAUGAACGAGUCUCUGCGGCGCAGCGUCUCUCGUCUGUCCUCCCGAUCGCCCUACGCAGCCGGACUGGCCCCCACAGGAACCCCGGGCAGCCCCACCGUCUCCAUGGAGACACAGGCCUCUGACGUCAUCAGGAGGGCGAAGCAAGACAUCGAGAAGCUGAAGAAGAAAGAAAAGAAGCAGCGAAGGAAAAGUCCGGAGAAGGAGGGAUUCAACAAGAGAGCUAAACUCCAGCAUGAGAACGGGGAGGCGGAGUCCGAUGAAGCGGAGGAGGAGGAAGAGCAGGAGGAGAGUGGCUGUGAGGAGGAGGAAGAAGAUGGGGAGGGGAGAGAGGAGGAGGAGUACGAGAGUGAGGAGAGCCUGCAGGACUCCGACUCCGACUCCGAAGAGAAAGAGAAUUACCAGGCGGACCUGGCUGAGCUGACGUGCGAGAUCGAGAUCAAGCAGAAGCUGAUUGAUGAGCUGGAGAACAGCCAGAAGAGGCUCCACACGCUGAAGCUGCAGUACGAGCAGAAACUCAUCAUGCUGCAAAACAAGAUCCGAGACACCCAGCUGGAGAGGGACCGGGUGCUGCACAACCUCAUGUCUAUGGAGAACUACACAGAGGAGAAGGCCAGUAAGAUCAAGUCGGACUACGAGAAGCGGCUAAAGGAGAUGAACCGCGACCUGCAGAAGCUGCAGGCGGCGCAGAAGGAGCAUGCGCGGCUCCUCAAGAACCAGACCCGCUACGAGAGGGAGCUCAAGAAGCUGCAGGGAGAAGUGGCUGAGAUGAAGAAAGCCAAGGUCGCUUUGAUGAAGCAGAUGAAGGAGGAGCAGCAGAGGAGGCGGCUGAUCGAGGCCAAGCGAAAUCGUGAGAUCGCCCAGCUGAAGAAGGAGCAGCGCAGGCAGGAGUAUCAAAUUCGAACUCUGGAGUCACAAAAGAGGCAACAAGAAAUAGUUCUGAAGAGGAAAACUCAGGAGGUCUCCGCUCUGCGCCGGCUCACCAAGCCCAUGUCAGACCGGGUUGCAGGGCGUGUCAGUCGGCGCAUCAACACCCUGGACUCUGGUGCGGAGCUGUCUGCCAGCACCACCUCCUCAGAGCCCGAAUCUGCGCGCUCGGUCUCCAACAUCGUGCGGCAGUGGAACAAGAAGAUCAAUGGAUACCUGGGGGAGCCCGAGCCAGCGGUCAACGGAGCAGUUAACGGAGCCCGCACCCCCAGGAAGAAGUUCCAGAGGAAGGGGGUGGGUGGCAGCUUUGCCAAAGUGGCUCGGCAGAAGUGGCAGGCUCUGGAGCGCCGGAUCAUGGACAUUGUCAUGCAGAGAAUGACCAUAACUAACAUGGAGGCAGACAUGGACCGGCUCAUCAAGAAACGGGAGGAGCUGGCGGUGCAGCAGGAGGCGCUGCUGAGGAAGCGGGAGAAAUUCCUGAAUGACCCGCUGGAGGACGAGAAGCCCCUGCAGGAGAUGAAUGAGGAGAUCGAGGUCCUGAACGCCAACAUCGACUACAUCAACGACAGCCUCUCUGACUGCCAGGCCACCAUCAUGCAGAUUGAGGAGACCAAGGACGAGCUGGAUUCUGUGGACACCUCGGUUGUCAUCAGCUCCUGCUCCCUGGCAGAAGCGCGCCACUUGCUGGAUCACUUCCUCAAGGCGUCAAUUGAGAAGGGUCUGCAGGUGGCCCAGAAGGAAACUCAGAUCAGACUGCUGGAGGGUCGGCUCAGACAGACGGACAUGACCGGCUCUGCUCAGAACCACAUGAUCCUGGACGCAUUGCGGGAGAAGGCAGAGUGCAUGCCGGAGCUGCAAGCACUCAUCCACAACGUGCAGCAAGAAAACGGAUAUGCCAGCACAGACGAGGAGGUGUCUGAGUUCAGCCAAGCUUCUGAGGGGAGUUUCUCACAGUCCUUCACCUUGAAGGUGUCUGCAAGCCAAGAUGAUUUUAAGCGGAAGACUGAGCCCAAGCUGUCUGUCCAGAUGAAAGCUGUCUCUGCAGAGUACCUGGGCCCGCCUCUGGACGUGUCCUCCAAGAACAUGGCCAGGUCCAUGGCAUCUCUCAGCGAGAUCCGAGAGAACGGAGUCAGCUUCUCCAUCAGGGACUCGUACAGCAGAGACAAGGUGUCCCGCACCAUCAGCCUCCCCACCAGGGGGAACACCUUUCCUAGGCAGUCAAGGGGACCUGAGACUUCACCACUAAACAGAAGAAAGUCCUAUGACCGGGGACAGCCCUACAGGUCUCCAGAAGGGGGGUACACCCCUCCGUCCUCCCCCCCUCUGAGACCCCGCAAUGACAGGAAUGUCUUCUCCCGUCUCACCAGUAACCAGAGCCAGGGUUCUGCGCUGGACAAGUCUGACGACAGUGACUCCUCUCUCUCGGAGGUGCUGAGGGGUGCCAUUAAUCCCAUUGGGGGUAUCAAAGGUGCCAGGACAGCCCCUCUGCAGUGUGUGUCAGUGGCAGAGGGGCACUCCAAACCAGUGCUGUGUCUGGACGCCACCGAUGAGCUGCUCUUCACCGGAUCCAAAGAUCGGACCUGUAAGAUGUGGAACCUGGUGACGGGACAGGAGAUCAUCACUCUGAGAGGCCACCCCAACAACGUGGUCUCAGUGAAGUACUGCAGCAGCGCCUGCCUGGUCUUCACCGUCUCCACCUCGUACAUCAAAGUGUGGGACAUCCGGGACACCUCCAAGUGUGUGCGCACACUCAUGUCGUCCGGUCAGGUCAUUUCGGGAGACGCCUGUGCCAGCAACACCACUCGAACCGUCACCACUGCGCAGGGCGAGUUCCAGAUCAACCAGAUUGCUCUCAACCCCUCCGGAUCCAUGCUCUACGCUGCUGCGGGGAACACUGUCCGCACCUGGGACCUCAACAGGAUGCAGGCGAUGGGGAAGCUGACCGGACACAUUGGCUCUGUGAUGUGCCUGACUGUGGGCCAGACAGCUGGAAACCAUGACCAGGUCAUCACUGGAUCCAAGGACCACUAUGUCAAGAUGUUUGAUAACGCUGAGGGGACAGUGGGGAACGUGGGCCCCACUCACAACUUCGAGCCCCCCCACUACGAUGGCAUUGAGUGCCUGGCGAUCCAGGGGGACAUCCUGUUCAGCGGGUCCAGGGACAACGGGAUUAAGAAAUGGGAUCUGGAGCAGCAGGAGCUCCUACAGCAAAUCCCAAAUGCUCACAAGGACUGGGUGAGUGCCCUGGCGUACGUGCCCGGCCGGCCCAUGCUUCUCAGUGGCUGCCGAGGAGGCAUGCUCAAGGUGUGGAACGUGGACAACUUCACCCCCAUUGGAGAGAUCAAAGGGCAUGACAGCCCCAUCAACGCCAUCUGUACCAAUUCCAAGCAGAUCUUCACUGCAUCCAGUGAUUGUUGGGUAAAGUUAUGGAAUUAUGUUCCUGGCCUCACUCCCUGCCUCCCGCGCCGGGUCCUAGCCAUCAAGGGCCGUGCCACGACCCUGCCCUGAGCCUCCUCCUUCACUGUCCCUGCUUCUCUGCUCUGCGUGAUCUGAGUGUGAAGAUCUGGCAUGCGAGAAUCGGGAAGAUUAGCUGAUUUGCUGCCGUGGUGGAGGAGUGCAGGACUUGCCGGACACAGACUCUGUGCAGCUCCAGCCGGGUGCAGUAUCCACCUCAUCUUGCUUCCCACAGCAGCACUUUGAUCAAUCAACUACUUGAAACUGAACAUCGCUGCUUUUGAUGUUGCAAGGCCCAUCCUGUUGCCUUGUUAGCAUUUUAUGAAAGGCCUCUGGAGUAAAAACAAUUGGCGAGGGGGGGGGGGGGGGGGGGCUUGGCGCUGCACUGUAAUGCUGAGGAAAGCUUCAAUUGUGAUUGUGAAGCUCUAUGUCUAGUUUACAGGACAGUGUGCCUGCUCAAAGUGCCCGUCCUCCCUGCAGCAAGAGGAGGUUAAUACUGCCUUCGAAAUGUAUCAGUGCCAACCUAAGUGUGUCUUUUCUUGGAUGCUUCUUGAACAGUGGUCAACUAUACAGACUGACAUUCUUUCAGAGGCAAAGACACCCAACACUGAGAAGUGGAAAUCCUUUUAGAAUUUGUAUGCUUUAAAAGUGCCCAUGCUAGCUUCAUAGAAUAGAUGAAAGGGCUGUUUAAAUAGCAACAAGGAAGUCUGGGUUUCAUGUGAUCCCACUCUUAAAGGGGCAGUGUCCCAAAACAUGCUUUUAAAUAUUUUUUUUUUUUUUUUUUUUGCAUGCUUUUAUCCUGCCUGUUGAGCUCCCAUAAUGCCCUUGCAGAGGACCCCUGUUGCAGCUCCUGGUUUAUUAUUAAUACUGAAUCCGCGGGCUGAAGGCAGGCAGGUUUCAAAGAGGAGUGAAGAUUGGGUCUUGCCAGCUUAACACCCCUUAAGGGAAUGGAAGGAAUGCUUCUUUCUUUUUGUUCCAGCAGAGGGCACAGAAGACUAAACUAAUAGACAUGAUCAAGGUCACUGGACUGUUGCCAUGGUACACUUUGACGAGCUGUCACUUUGAAAUCAGCUGACCUUUUCAAGCUGGUGCCUACAAACAUUGUGUAUUAAAGGGGUACCUGUAGUGGCAGUGAAUCUAGAAUCAUUUCAAUAGAAAACAUGUGGCUGAAAACUUUUGACACAAUUUAAAGCCCCAGCUCGGCCAGUUUACGAUAUAAAAGCAAUAAAACAACGUUCUGCUUCUGUGUGUUGGGUCUCUCAUGACGUCGGGUCGUUGAUUUCCCUGUUUCAGAGCACUGAUAGUCUAUGGCUGCAGCUAACAAAAUUAUUUGCGACGGCAUUGAUCCGAUUAUUAUGGAUGAAAUAAAGUCCAGUAGAAGGUUACUUAUAUGAAGCGUGGAGGUCCGACUGCCCCAGUUUAGCGUUGUCAGGCAGCGAUAGUGAAUAUUCAGUAACAAGGAGCUGCAAUCAGCCUAAUCUGAGAAAACUGAACCAAAAAGGCUCCAGAUACUUCAUCACUUGCAGUAAAUGUGUUUUAUGGAAAAAUCGCUGCGUCAAUUGUCUGUGUCAAUUGUUUAUAUACAAAACCUCCAUACUAUUAUUAUUAUUAUACAAUCUAUUAGAACUCCCGGAGUUUACAGCCUUAAGGCUACCUAGUAAGAGUGUAGGUUUAUUAUCCUGAAACGAAGAGAAAGGGAGCAGUACCAGUCAGAAAGAGAAAGGAGGAAACACACAAACAGGCAGUUUCAACAGACGAGAAAACAGCAUUGCGAGCCACUGCACACAAACACAC